CAUUUUGCAGGUUUCACGAAAGCUGUUACACGUGUUCUGUCGCUAGAAUGGCGGUUACAAAGAAACCCGCCCCUAAAAAGGCUCAAUUACACCAAAAAACUGGUAAGAAGGGAGUCAAGGGUGGCAAAAUCCGCGGCAAGGGUAUGAAACGAAAAAUUAACUUGAAGUUCACUAUCGACUGCACACACCCUGCUGAGGACAGUAUCUUGGACGUCGGUAACUUUGAGAAAUAUUUGAAAGAGCAUGUUAAAGUUGAGGGUAAAACGAAUAACCUAGGAAAUCACGUUGUUGUCGCUAGAGACAAGACGAAAGUUGCCGUCAGUGCAGACAUUCCAUUCUCUAAGAGGUACCUUAAAUACUUAACCAAGCGAUACCUCAAGAAGAACAACCUGCGAGACUGGCUCCGUGUGGUUGCAUCUGCUCAUGAUGCAUAUGAACUACGCUAUUUCAACAUCAAUGCAGACAGUGAUAAUGAAGACAAUGAAGAUUAAACUGUUGCUAAAUAAAAUAGUUUUACACUACUUUUACUCUUUAUUAUAACAUUUAUGAAAAAAUAUUAAAAAUAACAUUUAUUAGUUGGGUGAUUUUAACAAGCUUCAAAAAGUUAAAAGGGGGGUUUUUAUUUGACCUUUCCAUUUUAUGCAUUUAUAUUGCAUUUUUAUCCUAUCUUUUCAAUGAGAUAAUAAUCUUCCGCUCACCAGAUGUCGCUAGUUGACACAGGUGAAGUUUUUUGUUACACAAUGACAUUGAGUAUACACAAAACAAUACCUCAGUGGUUUGUUUCUACGUGUUGUUACAUGGUAGAGCCAUGCUGUAGCUAAAUUAGUGGUAUAGUUGUAGUAUGAAAGGAUUGCUCGACUGGAAAAGAACCAUGAUCUCACAGAAUAGCAGUGUAAAAUAGCAGCUUAACCGAUUCGUUCUGGCACCAAUUUUCGGCAACUUUUAGCUGUGGCGGCGAACAAAUAUUUCAUGACACGCUUAUCGUGUCAUGCGCCACAGACUGCUGACACGCCUAUUGUGCCAUCAGCCAUGUGUAAGAGUAAUGUUCUUUUUUAUGGUUUUUUUUUUUACUUGUUUAGACCUAAUUAACUUUAUUUGACAUCGAACAUCAGUUACAAACGGAAGGAUAAUUGUUUUUAGUGGGUAACUACGUGUUUUUUUUACGCGUUUUCUUUGAAAUUGAGAGUAAGUGACUUUUUUUAUGCAAAGAUUACAAACAAAAAAAAAAUAGUACAAAAGCUAUUUUUUUUUGUUUAAUAAAAAAAUCAUUUAUAUAUAAGUAGGUACAGCUAAAUCACCCUGGAAAACCUUGGUCCUUAUUAAAUUAAAUUUUCACCUAAUAAUAAACCUAGCAAGCUAACAGCAUAGCAAAGUAGCGAAGCAAUCAGCUUUGUAGCGGUUACUAACGGUUGCCGUUGAGCAAUCAGUUUCAAAAUAGGAGGUUAUACAAAUGUAAAAGUAAAGCCGAUCUGAAAACGUCUAAUUAGUAAGAAUAGCAAAACAAGUGUUUUCAAAAGGAAAUAAACGCCGGCGCUAUAGCGCGGCGGAUUGACAAAAGACUAUUUAUUAGCGAACUUUUUUUAUGCAUGAACGGUUUCAAGCAAAAAUAAACCUUAUACCAUAUCACAAGAGCACAUGGUACUUCGUGGGUCUAUUCGUUCAUACGGCAGUUCAACCAUUUUAAGC
This is a messenger RNA of Parnassius mnemosyne (clouded apollo), 1686 nucleotides long. The record is from the annotation of a GenBank genome assembly. Lineage: Eukaryota; Metazoa; Arthropoda; Insecta; Lepidoptera; Papilionidae.